UCAAGUUAGAAUUUUGUUACUUAUUCCUCGUAAUAUGCGGUCGGUGACAAACGGUAUGAACACUAAAACCAGCAUUCGGCUAUAGCGUCCAUAACUAGUAACCGUCGAUUAAGCUUAAAUCGUAAUCACUUAUUGUGAUGUAACCACGUUUGGCCGUGUCAAGAAGUUGAAACAGUGGUAAAGCCUCCAUAACAGCAGCACACCGACGAGGUGUGGUAUGUAACUGCCGCUUUACUGUGCUAACGGAGCCCCACAAUGGCCAGCGUCCUGUCGUUGUCGACAGUAACUUCUCGAUCAGGAUCGUUGACAAGCCCUAUUCAGUUGGCGCUAAUUCUGUUGCUGGUUUUGCCCACUGGAGAUGCCGGCACUGAAACCCGUUUCGCUGCGAGCUUUAAGCGACGCAAUCGUACGCUGCAAGGUUGCGUUCCUCUGUGGAGCGCUGAGUUGCCAUCCGUGUCACAGUGCCUUAGCGCUUGUAUCCGGUUGGGAUGCCAGUCUCUAGUAUAUGGCCAUGGACGGUGCGAGCUUUUCCCGACGUUCUUGUGUCACCCCAAAGACCGUUUCCAUCUUUCGUUGGUGCCCGCGGCCGGCAUGACCUACUUCGAUCUCGGAUCAGAGAUAACUCAUGUCAAAACCCUCUGGAGUGAUAACGGCUGUCUCCUCUAUGACCGCUGUUUAAAGGGGUGCAAUGAAGAUUCAUGGACGACCUUAACGUCUGCAACUACAACGACGGUCGGGCUAGCGACUAUCGGCGAAAACUCAGCGAUUUCUGCCGUUGUCGGUACCGCAUUGAUCAGUGCUGGCAACUCCAAAUCCAAAGCCACAUCUGUCCAAUCAACCGACCCAAUUUCUUUAGCUUCACUACCAUCAGAGCCUACAACAAAAGCGAAAAAAAUUGGCGCACGUUUCUUUCUCACCACUGAACCGAUGACGUUCAGAGAUUCCUCGGAAUAUUGCCGCCGACGAAAUAUGUCCCUGGGGAUGCCAAAAACACGUGAGGAGCACAAUAUUCUGGUGGAAGCGAUGAAAAUACGCCAAAUCGGCCGUAUGUGGAUUGGCGUCAAGAAGAUCACCGAAGGAGGCACAGACGCCACUUACAUAGACGGGCGUUCGGUUCCCACAAGUAUGCAGCUCUGGGGCGACGGUCAACCUAAUAACUCACGAGGAAAACAGAUUUGCAUCGAGAUGAUGGCUUCCUUAAAGUAUCUUUGGAAUGACUUUGACUGUCUCUACAAGAGCGCAUUCGUCUGUCGGUGAUUCGUCGGAAAUACCGGCGCAAUUUUAUGUACUUUUAAAAAACUACUUUAAAUUCUUAUUUUGUCAUUGGUUGCCUCGUGUGGCUUUACGCAAAAGUGACGGCAGGUUGCUAUCUCUAAAUAUAUAUUCGUGAGUUUCUAAUCGAUAACCGAUAUGAUAGUUACCACGUCUCUCGCAAAAUAUCAUUACUUUAUUACGAACCCUAGUAUAGCCCGCAGACUAGCGUAUUAGCUGGUAGUUACAGAACACCACCCUUCCGAUCAUUUCAAUGUAAGCAUUCACUCAACCAAGCACGAGUCAAAUAAAAGCUAUGUUAAACUGUCGUAAGGAUGAUAAAACGAACAAAAAAUGUUAUUAAGCUGUUAUGUGAUAGUUAUAACGGUUAUUAAGAACUUGAA
Varroa destructor (honeybee mite) is the source of this 1655-nucleotide messenger RNA. RefSeq lists its product as uncharacterized. The record is from RefSeq and is a predicted model, not a curated record. Gene Ontology annotation, molecular function: growth factor activity. Lineage: Eukaryota; Metazoa; Arthropoda; Arachnida; Mesostigmata; Varroidae. Gene Ontology annotation, biological process: ossification.